Messenger RNA from Xenopus laevis (African clawed frog), 5850 nucleotides. It is a transcript of the gene tns3.L, whose product is annotated as tensin 3 L homeolog. Gene Ontology annotation, cellular component: focal adhesion. The transcript is spliced from 27 exons. NCBI's taxonomy places the organism in Eukaryota, Metazoa, Chordata, Amphibia, Anura, Pipidae. The record is from RefSeq and is a predicted model, not a curated record. Gene Ontology annotation, molecular function: hydrolase activity; phosphoprotein phosphatase activity. Bases 241 to 4464 code for a protein of 1407 amino acids.
UGAUUACACGGUAGUGUUUUGGAAAAGUCCCGAGUCUAAUAAGGGAAAAAACAAUGAGAAGCACCUAUUUUUAUUUCUCUGCACAUGGGAGUUACCCUGACUGAACAGAGCCUUUGUGGAUUUCCUGAUUUGAAGAACUAAGUAUUUCAGCACCUCCUUCCCAGCCUGGCUGAUCAUUUACAGUGCUCCGGUCUCCAUUGCCUAGAGCAGUUUCCAGUUCCAGCUGCUGGAUUAAGGAUCAUGGAGCACAUGAUGGAAGAAUGCUAUGAACUUGAUCUCACCUAUAUAACUGAGCGCAUCAUUUCAGUUUCUUUUCCAAGAAGUUCCUCAGAAGAAACCUACAUCCACAACCUACACGAUGUUACCCGCAUGCUGAAAUCAAAACAUGGAGACAGUUAUUUGGUUUUGAAUCUGUCAGAAAAAAGAUGCGAACUUUCCAAACUUAACACAGAGGUCAUGGAUGUGGGUUGGCCAGACUUCCAUGCUCCCCCGCUAAAUAAGAUGUGCACCAUCUGUAAGGCUAUGGAGUCUUGGUUGAACAGCGACCCUUUACAUGUGGUUGUAAUUCACUGCAGAGGUGAAAGGGGAAGAAUAGGAGUUGUCAUAUCCUCAUAUAUGCAUUUUACCAAUAUUUCUGCAAGUGCUGACCAAGCUCUUGAUCGUUUUGCGAUGAAGAAAUUUAUUGAUGAUAAAGUAUCAGUAUUAAUUCAACCAUCCCAAAAAAGGUAUGUUAAUUUUCUGAAUGAACUUCUAUCUGGAUUGGAAAAAAUGAAUGUGACUCCUCUCUUCUUGCAUUCAGUUAUUCUCCAUGGCAUUCCAAAUUGUGAUUCAGCGAACUGGUGCCGAUUCUUCCUAAAGAUCUACAUUGCUAUGCAACCUGUAUAUACAUCAGGAAUUUACAAUGUUGGUCCAGGAAACCAGGGUAAAGUCUCUAUUGAAAUUGAACCAGCCCAGCUUAUCAAGGGAGAUAUUAUGCUCAAGUGUUUUCAUCGGUCUGUCACUCGAGAUCUGAUUUUCAGACUACAGUUUCAUACUGGGGCUAUUCAAAGCCAUCGGGUGAUAUUCUGCAAAGAGGACCUGGAUCAUGCAAAUAUAGAUGACAGAUUCCCUGAAUACGGGAGAGUAGAACUAGUAUUUUCAGGAAGUCCUGAAAAAAUUCAAGAAAACAUUCCUUACAACCAGGGAGUAACAAUUGACUACAAUACCUCUGAUCCUCUAAUACGAUGGGAUUCAUAUGAAGAUGCAAGCAUUAUCAGUGAAGCCUUCCCACAAAGCCAGGGGCCUUGUUAUGGUAGUUUGUAUGCCAAGGUGAGAAAGAAGAGCACAUCAAAUGGAAUUAAUACAGUUACUGGAUCUGGUUUUCCUGUGACCAGGAGCCCUGACCACAGUGAACACUCUUUGUCUAUAAGCAGUGAUUCAGGUCAUUCUACUGCUUCUAUAAAGAACAGAGUAACAGUGGAAAAAUCUGGAUCCAUAAUCAAAAGAGGUUUAAGCCUCCAAGAAAAGGCAGAAUUGGAUCAACUACUCAGUGGUUUUGGAGUUGAAAACACAAUGUGUUCAUUAAAAGACAUAACUGAAGACCAAAGCCACUAUGGUGACAUUGAGCGAAUGAUCCCAGCACAGAUUUAUGUGAACGGAGAUGCCAAACUUAAAGAUAGAGAAACAGACAUUCUAGAUGACGAAAUGACAAAUAAUGAUUUGAAUAGUGUGGGCAGUCUAGGUACGUUAUCCUCAUCUGAGUGUCAACAUUUUAAUAAUAUUGGAAAUUUCAGCUGCCAUGAAAGUAGUCAGAAUUCUUUGUUGUCUGAUGGUUUUAGCAACAAAAUUAGUGAGGAUCACCAUGACACGUUAGCAUUGGAUUUUGGUGUCGCUGUAGAUUCUAUGUAUGAAAGACCAUUUACUGCCAGACAACUAAAACCAGUUUAUCUACCACCUACCCAGGCCCCUGCCUAUGCACAAAGUAACUACUCUACUCAGACUUGGGUACGUCAACAACAAAUGGUUAGUUCACAUCAGUAUGGUUAUUCUGCUGAUAAUGAACUGAGGUAUGGAAUGCAUUGUUCUUUAGAGACUUCUAACAUGGCAGAUACACCAAAAGCCCCUUUGAUGCAAAAUAAAGGAUUCCCAUGUGGAGACAAUAUAACCGGUACUUUGGAAACCGAUUUAUCAGACUCCGUUGAAGACCCAAUUUUGCAGAGUAUUGGAAAUAGAGUGCUGGAGAAGGAAACCAUAAACCAACCAGUGAUGAAAAACGAUGUCCCUUCUUCUCCUACAUUGGAUAUUGACCAGUCAAUUGAACAGCUGAAUAAAUUAAUCUUGGAGCUGGAUCCAACAUUUCAGCCCAUUCCAACAAGGAUAAAUACAAGUUCUACAGUUGAAAGUUCCCUAAAUAAUAUUUUAGGUGGUGAUCUUGAGAAAGAAAGUAUGCUCCUGAACACUCCUUCUGAAUCGCAGGGAGUCGGUGACAGUGGUCAAGAAGGCUCCAAGAAAAGCAGUGCAUCACUGGCAGCUGCCAGAAAACUAAGUUUUGGUCAGUAUGACAAUGAUAAUGCAGAUUCCCUGCAAUACUGCAGUUAUAUCUGGAAGACGUCCUCUGACCAGGAUCCCUCUCCAAAAACCUUGCCCCUUACUGGACAUUCAAAAGAGAGGCGCAUUCUUCGUUACCAGGAACGAUUUGAUGAAGUCGAUAAUAUCUUCUCAGGGAGUUCUCAAGCAGCUGAGACUGUUCCUUCAACACCUUCUUUUCCAGUUUCACCGGAGACACCAUAUGUAAGAAGUCAUAUAAAUUAUUCUCAGCUCUGUGAAGAAGGAUAUCAAACACCCCAUUUGACAGAAAUACAUCAGUUAGGUGGUGAAACUUCAAACUUUAAUGAAAGUCGUCACCAGACAGUGCUGGAAUCUGUUACUUCUACUGACAUAAACUCUGCAUUGUGUAUGACUGAAAUGCAGAGACCAACAAUUCCAAGGCUGUCCAAUGCAGCAUGCUCCAGGAGAGAUGACAGUUCUCUGGAUAAUGACAAUUACUGGCUAGAAAAUUCCCCCAUGCCCUUGUUGUCCUCACAGCCAUCACCGAAGAACAGAUCUCCAGUGAGUUGCCCAAUACCAGCAGAAUAUACUAAUCCAAUUGUACAGAAUUCAGUAAUGACCCAGGAAAUAACACAUGGCUUUGAGGCUCUUACAAUAUGCAAUUCAGAAUUUACAUCAUCAAACUCACAAGAUAUAUUUGCAAGCCCACAUUUAUACUUGAACUUUGAUGGAUCUGGUAAUAACCUACCUUUGUUGGAUGAGAGGCAUGGAACAUUUAUGUCCAGUACCAAGGGUUCACCAAAGAUUUCAAGAUCAACUGACUCUGCAGUUAAUAGCAAAGAACAAAGAAGUCCAUUCCUACAGCGGUCAGGGAAAAAAAAGUAUUCACAUCCUCCACUGCCAGAGAAAAAAAGAAUAUCUGAAGGAGAACAUUCAUUUGGCUCAAUCUCUCCAUCUUCCAGUGGCUUUUCUAGCCCCAACAGUGGUAGUACAAUCAGCAUUCCAUUUCCCAACGUCCUUCCAGACUUUUCCCAAGUAUUAAGUGAAUAUCCAGUUCCAGAAAAUUCUUCAGAUAAGCAUAUGACAGUGAAAUUUGUCCAAGAUACGUCUAAGUUUUGGUAUAAACCAGACAUUUCGAGAGAUCAAGCCAUUGCAGUUCUCAAGGACAAAGAACCUGGCUCUUUUAUUGUUAGAGACAGCCAUUCUUUCAAAGGAGCUUAUGGCCUAGCCAUGAAAGUCGCUACACCGCCUCCAUCUGUGCUGCAUAGUAGCAAGAAAGGUUUGGAUUUGGCGAAUGAACUUGUCAGGCACUUCUUAAUUGAAUGUGUUCAUAAGGGAGUGAGAUUAAAGGGCUGUCCUAAUGAACCAUAUUUUGGUAGUUUGACAGCCCUGGUUUAUCAACAUUCCAUUACUCCACUGGCAUUACCUUGUAAAUUACUUAUACCAGAUAAAGAUCCACUGGAAGAAAUUCCAGAGUCAACACCUCAGACAGCUGCCAAUUCUGCUGCUGAGUUGCUGAAGCAAGGUGCUGCGUGCAAUGUUUGGUAUUUGAAUUCGGUGGAGAUGGAGUCACUUACUGGUUACCAAGCCGUGCAGAAGGCUUUAUCUAUAUCUCAGCUGCAAGAGCCACCUCCCAUCUCAACUGUAGUCCAUUUCAAGGUGUCGGCACAAGGAAUCACUCUAACUGAUAAUCAAAGAAAGUUGUUUUUCAGAAGACAUUAUCCAGUCAACACUGUGAUUUUCUGUGCACUGGAUCCACAAGACAGAAAGUGGACAAGAGAUGGACUUUCUGCAAAAGUUUUUGGCUUUGUGGCAAGGAAGGGUGCAGGCAACCACAACAUAUGUCACCUCUUUGCAGAACAUGACCCAGAACAACCAGCUAGUGCCAUCGUAAACUUUGUAUCAAAGGUCAUGAUUGGCUCUCAGAAGAAAAUGUAAACAUGUUUUUCUUAUGUCAUUUUUAGAAAUUCUCGGUUGGGAUCUGAAAUCUGGUACUGUGAACCAAUUUCUUUUUUAUAUGCCGUCUAAAGUGGACCUUCGAGUACUUACAAGGCUGAAACUUUUUUUAACCUGAUUGAUAUUUUGCAUUUGGUGGUGCCUUACAAUAACUACAUUUCAAGUUUAAAAAAAAAAUCUUAUUCAGCUGUUGAGGAAUUUUACUUUUCAUGCCAAUGCAAUUAUUUUGGGAAAAUUAAGUAAAUCUCUAUUUUCAUAUUUAAAUAGCACUAUUGGACUUUUUUUACUGUAUUUGCUAUAACCUUAUUCCCUUUACCUACCCUAAUAUUUUCAUAUUGUAAUUUUGUAAUUUUCAUAUUGUAAUCUGACCUUAAUAUGGUAUAAAUAUUAAAGCCAGAGCCAUCUCGUGCUUUUCUUUUUAGUUAACAGACACAUUUCACUGUAAUCUUUUUUUACAGAAGAAUAUACGCUAUACUUGUGGAAAACCGUAGUACACGAGUUGCAUUCAAUGUAUCAUUCUUGCAUAUUAGCAGUUUUAUGUAUUUAUUAGUCAAAGCCGCCAUGCCGUAUGCUUUCAAUAAAAAUGAGGAUUAACCCUACUUUUUAAUUGGGUUUAAAGCAUUUGAAAAGUUUAAGUAUGUGACUGUGAAAUGUUAUAUGUACGUAUUUGGCUGAGUUUUAAUAAUGAGUUGUUGUUUUUAUGAAAUAUGUUCUCUGCAUUGCAGCUGCCAAAGUGGUAGCAUACUGCAAAAACCCACCAUCUUCCUAAAAUUCAAAUCCUUAAAGCUACAAUACAUCUACAACACAAUGGCAGAUUUGUUUUUUGGCACCAUAGGUUCUGCGCUGUGUGUCAUGUAUAGGGUUAAUGUACUGGGAAGAUCGGUAUAUUUGCAAGGCAUGCCUCUCGCUAUUCUUGCAGAUAUAUAUGAUUGUGCAGAGAAUUUGGGAUAAGCAAGUGCUGCAGUGCCUCUGCUUUUUAUAAAUCCUUCAAACAGAAAAGUGUAAACUUUUUCCCCCAUUGCCUAACAUUUUAGAAAACAAUAAAUGCAUCAGAUACCCUGUAACCUUUUAAAAUAUGUUACCACGUCAAAUAACAUAAAGCUUUAUGGAAUCUAGUUUAAACUGCUCUACAAUUACUCGGCACAAGACUGAAAAUGUCACCAUCAAUGCAUCCAACAUACUGGCUAACAUGUACUGUAUAUGGGCAUUUAAUUUUAUAUUCUGUUCGUCCUUUUAUAAACAAAGCCUUUCAAAAAAUUCAAACCGGACAUAAACACACUGAUUUUGCAAAUUACAAAGGAAAGACUGGAGAGUUUAAUAGUUAUCAAUUAAAAAAAAAAAAGAGCAGCUCUCUGGUAUGGGGGAAAC